AUGAGUUGGACCUCUCUCGACUAUGCGUCUCUGGACAUGAGCAGGAAAAAGGCAAACAAAAUUGCUGACCCAGUUGGAUAUAUUGCCUCUGAAUACGAUAUUCACUCGACACGAAACUCGCUCAAAGCAUGGGAUAUCGCUCUGGCACCUGCAAAGUCAAUACCAAUGAACGGAUUCAUGCUCUACAUGUCGGGAAACUCGGUCCAAAUAUUCUCGAUACUGAUAACAGUCAUGAUGUUUUGGAAUGGAAUCAAGGGCGUCACUGGCGCUAAUGCUGUCUUUACAAGCUUCUCCUCACAAGUAACGGCUGGUCGACCACAACAAACCUUCAACUUUGUGAAAGAUCCAGUGUUUCUGCCGAAACUCGCAUACAUUGGCCUACAACUGGUAGUCGUGGCAAUGGGCGUCUACAAAUGUGCAACCAUGGGCUUGCUACCAACAGCGUCAUCAGAUUGGCUGGCGUUCAAAACGCCGAAAACGGUAUCGCGAGAUGCAUAA
Synchytrium microbalum is the source of this 498-nucleotide messenger RNA. RefSeq lists its product as uncharacterized. Gene Ontology annotation, biological process: protein folding in endoplasmic reticulum. The transcript is spliced from 5 exons. The record is from RefSeq and is a predicted model, not a curated record. Lineage: Eukaryota; Fungi; Chytridiomycota; Chytridiomycetes; Synchytriales; Synchytriaceae. Bases 1 to 498 code for a protein of 165 amino acids. Gene Ontology annotation, cellular component: EMC complex.